CACGCGUUAAAACAACUGGCACGAAGUUCUUUUUCGCGUGAUACGAUGACGCGAUUUAUUUUUUGUAUAUUAAUCGUAUUAACACUUUUUAACGAGAACUUUGCAGACUCGAGCUGUCCCGAUGAUUGGAUUGACUGUGGUAACGAGAUAUGUGUGGCCUACCUGUGGAGAUGCGACGGUGAAAAUGACUGCGGCAACAUGAAAGACGAAGAAAACUGCGAAGAUGGUAUUCUACACAAACCCUGCGAAAGCGAUAGUUUCCAGUGCCUAAUAGAUGGACACUGUAUUCCUGAAAUAUGGCGUUGCGACGGCGAACACGAUUGUGAAGAUGGUUCAGAUGAAACUGAAUGCAAGAACGAUACUCUGUGCGAUGGUUUCCAGUGCAAAGAUAAUCACUGCAUACCCUCAAAAUGGAAAUGCGACGACCAGAAAGAUUGUCCUGAUGGAUCUGAUGAAGAAUCUUGUCCAAAAGAAGAAAAAUUGUGCUCCGAGACGGAGUUCACGUGCUCUUCUGGAACUUGUCUUGAUCAAAAACUAGUUUGCGAUCGCAAAAAAGACUGCCCCGAUGGAAGUGACGAAGGGGACCACUGUGGUGACGUUUGUUCUAAUGCUACUUGCACCCAGAAUUGCAGACCAACUCCAAAUGGCCCUGAAUGCUUCUGCGAUGCUGGCUACAACCUUCAGAAUGAUAAUAGAACAUGUUCAGAUAUCGAUGAAUGUUUGACCGAAGGAUUUUGUAGCCAAGAAUGCACCAAUCUGAUUGGAUCGUACGAAUGUUCCUGUAUGGAUGGUUAUGAUUUGGUCAAUAACACAUGCAAAGCUCCAGAUCCGGAACCACUUCUUAUAUUUUCAACCUUGGAAGAAAUACGAGCCAUCUACCUACGCACAAAACGAUAUUUCCCCAUCCACAAAGCUGUAUUUCGAGCUGCUGCUGUAGAUGCCGAUCCACUCGAAUCCAAGAUCUAUUGGGUGGAAAUUUCCAACAGGUCUUCUGUUUAUGCUACGAAAAUUGAUGGAACUGGUUUUUCCGUAGUUUUAAACAACGGUCUGUUAGUUCCUGAAGACAUAGCAGUCGAUUACGUUGCCAGAAAUCUGUAUUUCGCAGAUUCUGGUUUAAAACAAAUUCUGGCGUGCAAAAUGGACGGCUCAAUGUGUCACGUUUUACACAGUACAAAUGUUGGAAAGCCACGAGCACUUGCAUUAGAUCUACCUGAAGGGCUUGUUUAUUGGACCGAUUGGGGCAAUGAAACUGCCGGAAUCUACAGGAGUGGCAUGGAUGGAAGUCGUCGCGUUACUCUGGUUUCGAAAGAUGUUGUGUGGCCCAACGGUAUUGCAAUCGAUCAUACGACCAAUAGAUUAUUCUGGGCUGACGCUCAGUUGCAAACCAUAGAGUAUAUAACUCUGGAUGGAAAAACACGAAAGGUGUUGAUCAAAGACGAAGUAUUCCAUCCCUACUCUUUAUCUGUAUUCGAAGACAAUGUGUACUGGUCCGAUUGGAAGAGUUUCUCUCUAGAGACGUGCAACAAGUUCACGGGUCACAAGAUGAGCGUGAUGGCCCGAGAAAAUGGGAAGCAUGUGAUGGGAGUUCAUGUCUAUCAUCCUGUACUAGCUAGGAGAACUAAUAAUCCCUGCUGGUCCAGCUCCUGCAGUCACAUGUGCCUAAUUGCCCCUCUAAACGGCCAUCAUUGUGCAUGUCCACCAGGAUAUACUCUCGACAGCACCGGAAUAAAAUGCCGAAUCAACGACAACUUCCCCAUGCUGCUGGUGAACGACGACAGCGAUAUUUAUCACAUUCGGCCAGAAGCUGUAGGUAAUAUUGCAAUCAGCAAAUUGCCCACAACGCAUGUUGAUAUGAUAGGACAACUGGCUUAUGACUGGAAAUCAAAAACUCUCUUCAUCACGGAUCUGAAGAAACCAGCUAUAUAUGCGAUCAACAUGACUUCGUUUGUAAGACGCGAAUUGACUGUAAAUCAUCUUGUCAGUCCUGGAGGCCUCGCUUUCGAUUCCAGUAGCCAAAACCUGUAUUGGGUUGACACGAGUAAAGGCACGGUGGAAGUUGUCUCUGUCGUAACAUCCCGGACCUCUGUCAUUAUUGUGGACUUGUCGAAACCGAGGGAUAUUGCUCUUGUGACCAAUAGUGGACAAAUGUUUGUAUCCACAGUUGGAGAAGAUCCUUCUAUUACAAUGUAUGAUAUGGAUGGAAAGAAUAGCAAAUUGUUGCCCACUGUUCUUGGAACGCCAGUUGCCAUAGCUGUGCAUCCGUCAGCAAGUCUCCUGUACUGGGCGGAUCCUAAAUCGGAAAUUAUUGCUGUUAUUGAUUACAUGAACCCCAGAAGUGAGCCGAAAAUCCUUAAAACAAGAGUCGGAAAUAUUAUGUCCGUUGCCGUAAAUAACAAGUACAUAUACUGGACGGAUUCUAAACACCAUUCCUUGAGUCUCCUGAAACAUAACUCAUCACACCCUCACACCAUCCAAUUGCCGGGAAUGAAAAGUGGACUGGUCUCCAGGAGAGUCAUUUACGCAGCAGCUCCUGUAACAAAAAGAUCUCUAGGAGGACCUGCCUGCUUAAUGAACAAUGGUGGAUGCAGUUAUUUAUGCGUCACGUCCCCUACUGGACGAACAUGCAUUUGCCCAAAUGGAAUGGAACUUGGAAAAGAUGGAUUGGCGUGUGUAGAGAAGGAAUGUUUGCCCUCUGAAUUCCGCUGCUCGGUGAGCAAAAAAUGUGUGCCUCGUGAAUUUGUAUGCGACGGAACAAAGGACUGCGAAGACGGCUCAGAUGAAAAAUGUCAAGAAGCACCUCAGAGGUGUCCGGGCAACGACUUUCGUUGUUUGAAUGGUCGCUGCAUUAUAGCCUCCUGGAAAUGCGACAAGAGGGAUGACUGCGGCGAUAAUUCGGACGAAAUCGGCUGUCCUGCUCCCGUGAAUUGCUCGGAAAGCCAGUUUACCUGCACUGGGGGAGAAUGUAUUCCUACCUUGUGGAGAUGCGAUGGAGAAAGCGAUUGCAACGAUAGCAGUGAUGAGAGAGAUUGUCACAAAACGGCUUGUGACUCGGAAACCCAGCUGCGUUGCGACCAUGGACAGUGCAUACCGAAGUCGUGGGCUUGCGAUGGUGCACCAGAUUGUUUUGACAGCACAGACGAGAGAAACUGCUCAUCCGAAACCAAAACAUGCGAUUCGAAGCAGUUUAGAUGCGAUGAUGGUACGUGUCUGGAUAAAACAAUGGUGUGUGACAAAAGAAACGACUGUGAAGAUGGUUCUGACGAGAAGAAUUGUUCAAAAACGAGUAUCACUUGUGAUGAAGGCCGAUUUGCAUGCAAUGAUGGCACUACCUGCAUCUACAUUCACGAAGUAUGCGAUGGGUACAAAGACUGCAGCGAAGGAGAGGAAGAGGUAAACUGCACUCGCACCAUCGAUCAAUGUACUUCGGAGGAGUACUUCUGUACCAACAACUCACGCUGCAUAUCCAAGCGUUGGAUCUGCGAUGGCGACAACGACUGCGGAGAUGCAGCAGAUGAGAAUCCUGAAAACUGCACGAGACGAGCCAGGCCGACUCUUCCGCCUCACAGGAAAAUUCUAGAAUGUGAAGAGUACUCCUGCACUCUUUCCGGGGAAUGCAUCCCUUGGUCUAAAGUGUGCGAUAAAGUAAACGACUGUGAAGAUUUAAUGGACGAGGGGCCUCUUUGUUCCAAAGCAUGCAGUGUGGAUAAUGGAGGCUGCUCCCAAAACUGCCAGAAAACUCCAGAGGGAUCAAAGUGCUUUUGUGUCCACGGCUAUUCCCUUUCGUUCGAUGGACUUACUUGCGAAGACAUCAAUGAAUGCGAAAUUCCGGGAAGCUGCAGCCAUUUCUGUAAUAACACCAAAGGGGGCUUCAAGUGUUCUUGUGCCGAAGGCUACUUCCUGGAGCACGAUCAUAAACACUGCAAAGUGGAUGGAGGAUCUGCAACAUUAGUUUAUCUUCUGCCUGACCAGAUUCGCGGGUUCGAUCUCAGCACACGAUCCCAAAGAGUUUACGUGAGUGGACGCAUGGCGGAUAUGCGAGGAAUGGACUAUGAUGCGUCCGACGGAAUGUUCUUCUGGACAGACUGGAAAGAUGGAACUAUAAACAGUUAUAUCUUAAAUGCGAAUAAACAAGAUAUAUUAUUGACAACACCAGUGAGACCUCAUUUUCUGCGUUGGGAUUGGAUUGCCAAAAAUAUCUACUACACAGAUGACGAAGGAAGCAUAAUAGCUUGUAGCAAAGAUGGGAAGUAUUGCACAACUGUCAUACAAAAUGUAGCGCCUCACAUAAAUAGUUUCGAUAUAGCUCCCAAUUCAGGCCUUAUGUUCUGGAGCUUGUGGGAAGUGAUUCGCCAAAAAGGUGCUGGUCUUCUGGAAAGGGCGGAAUUGGAUGGAUCUCAUCGCGUGGAGAUUGUCACUGAGCGAGUCAUAUGGCCCACAGCUGUGACAGUGGAUCACAUCUUGAAGAUGGUCUACUGGACGGAUGCCAAGCUCAAUAUCAUGGAAUGUGUGGAUUUUCAUGGACUAAAGAGGAGAACUGUCGUGGCCGAUGACUUGUAUUACCCUUUCAGUAUGGCAAUGUUCGAAGACUAUGUUUACUGGUCAGAUUGGGGUACCGACAGUUUGAUUCGUUGCAGCAAGUUUGAUGGCAGAAACUGCAUGACAUUACACAGAGGAAAUGUUAAAUCGGAAGUACUUAUGGUUGUCCACAAAGUAAAGCAACCCAAAGGUAUAAAUCGUUGUGCCAACAGCAGUUGUAGUCAGAUCUGUCUGCCAACUCGAACCAGUUACGUAUGCAAAUGCAGUGCUAGCUAUAUGAAAGCGCAUUCGGAUUGUGUAAAAUUAACAACCACUGAAGCAGCAGAAUUUAUUGAAACUACUACAGAAGCGCCAUGUCCUCCUAACUAUUGCGAGAACGGAGCAAAAUGUAUAGCCAGUGGUGGAAAAUUUCAUUGCCAAUGCUCUUAUGCCUUCAAAGGUGAUCGAUGUGAAGUACAAAUGGCUGCAACCCAAGAUGUUUAUGACUACAGUUGGGUCGUUGGCGUAAUAUUAGGCAUACUUUUCGUUUGUGCUGUUAUAAUGGUGACACUGGUAUGUCGCCAGAACAGGGAGAGAUUGUCGAAAAUGAGCGACAGCAUUGCCGUGACCUUCCGGAAUUCCGGUUGGAUUCGAAAAAGUGGUAGGUUAGUAGGGGACACGGAUGACGGAAGCGCCUGUGACGAACUCGUGCUCGGAAAGCAGGGCAGCUUUGAGCAAAAAAAUUUUGGCAAGACUUUGUUCGGCAAAAAACCAAGGGUGUUCGUUGAUUCAGAAUCGGAUUAUGGCGACUUCAAAAGGUGGCCCUCUUACGAUUCCGAUGACUCGGCCUUUGCCAGUGAAAGCCAGACUCGGGAGAGCUCUCAACUCUGCAUUAAUGAAACUCCGCUGAGCGGCCUCAAGACGACGGAGCGGAUAAUCCACUUCUAGAGAUAAAUACAGGGGGGUUAAUGAAGUCUGUUUAUAUUGUAAAUUUUUGUCGUCUAAUUUCAGUAGGUUUUAAUGUUACGUUUUAAACUAAUAAACUAAUAUGAUUUUGUUUUUA
Messenger RNA from Argiope bruennichi, 5578 nucleotides. Its product is annotated as low-density lipoprotein receptor-related protein 1-like. Lineage: Eukaryota; Metazoa; Arthropoda; Arachnida; Araneae; Araneidae. The transcript is spliced from 31 exons. The record is from RefSeq and is a predicted model, not a curated record. The coding region runs from base 46 to 5463 and encodes 1805 amino acids. Gene Ontology annotation, molecular function: protein binding; calcium ion binding.